AUGAAACCUACUGGCUUCCUCACCACAGAGCUGCGGGAAUGCAUGAAUGUGGCUUCAGAGUAUGACCACACGGCGUUCCAUGGCGCGUCCAUUAAUGAUGACGUCACGGGCGUCGCUCUACUGCCGCUGAGCAGCGACGGCGCGUUUCGUGACCGGUUUGGCUCCGUUCUGUUGGCCGCGCGCAACGGAAAUGUCCGCCCAGGUUCGAGUUUGCUGUUUUGUUGGACAGGUGGCUCGGAACAGUCUGAGGCAAAGAAGAGUCUCUUCACAGUUUGGGCGCGAAGCACGGGCUCGUCGGCAGGGGGCGCUGCGAAGGACAGGGGGCCCUUGAAGAAGGCGCACACCCCCCGGGGCCGCUUGGACCACCCUGACGAGGAGGAGCACAGGGAGGUCGUGCAAAGGUUCCCGGACGAUGUCAAUCCCGAAACAAAGGAGAAAGGGGGACCCAGGGGCCCGGAGCCAACGCGGUACGGCGACUGGGAGAGGAAGGGGCGGUGUAUUGAUUUCUAGCACCUUUAUUUGAUCACUCUAACAGUAUUGUUGAUAUGAAUGUGAAAGAGAAGAGUGUGCAGAAAAUUUGAAGGCGCAUGUAUUUCUAAGUCAAUAUCACGGGGGCAGAAAUGUGUGAGGUGCUCAUUGUAACGUGAUAUUGGUCACUUUUUACAUCACCAGGGCUCUUGCACUGCAUUGGGUGGCUUCUGUAAAUUGUGUGUUGUACUCCAGUGUGUGAACUUACACGUCCGUCUCAUACUUCCGAAAUAAAGAAAACGCUAAUAGGACUGCAGAGUCUUUUGUUUAGGAACUUAGGUUGUUAGGUCUUUAGGAACGGUUGUUAUUUCCAGUCCCAGUGCUGGAAUGAUGCAUCAUAACUGAAUAAAUACAAUGUAAUUAUUUGUUUAUGA
Molecule: messenger RNA, 902 nt
Organism: Scleropages formosus (Asian bonytongue)
Lineage: Eukaryota; Metazoa; Chordata; Actinopteri; Osteoglossiformes; Osteoglossidae
Gene: sdhaf4
Product: succinate dehydrogenase complex assembly factor 4
Exons: 4
Coding region: 1-510 (169 amino acids)
Biological process (GO): mitochondrial respiratory chain complex II assembly
Cellular component (GO): mitochondrion
Source: RefSeq, a predicted model, not a curated record